This is a messenger RNA of Pseudozyma flocculosa PF-1, 1713 nucleotides long. RefSeq lists its product as uncharacterized. Gene Ontology annotation, biological process: L-glutamate catabolic process. The record is from RefSeq and is a predicted model, not a curated record. The transcript has 5 exons. The coding region runs from base 1 to 1713 and encodes 570 amino acids. Lineage: Eukaryota; Fungi; Basidiomycota; Ustilaginomycetes; Ustilaginales; Ustilaginaceae. Gene Ontology annotation, cellular component: cytosol. Gene Ontology annotation, molecular function: pyridoxal phosphate binding; glutamate decarboxylase activity.
AUGUCUCUUUCCAAGCACAUCGACCCGGACGAGCUGGUCCAGCAGGCCGCCGACCAUCCCUUCGUUGGCCUCGUCAAGCGUCCCGGCGGCCACAAUGACCGCAAGUUCUAUUCGGGCGUCCAUGCCGGACGCUACACGACUGAGCCCAUCCCCAAGUACACGCUGCCCCAGCGAGGAACAUCCGCCGAGGCCACCUACGAGCUACUCAGCUCGGAGCUGAGCCUCGACGGGAAGCCCACGCUCAAUCUGGCGUCGUUUGUGCAUACCUGGAUGCCCCCACUCGCUACCAAGCUCGUCCAAGACACUCUCAACGUAAAUUUGUGCGACCAAGACGAAUAUCCUGCGACCCAAGCUAUACAUACGCGCUGUGUAAGCAUGUUGGCGGACCUGUGGAAGAUGCCUAAAGAGUACGACGAGAACGGCAAGCGCAAGUCGGCGAUGGGCGUUGCGACGACGGGAUCUUCGGAGGCGAUCAUGCUCGGAUGCCUUGCGGCCAAGAAGCGCUGGCAGCACCGCAUGAAGGCGGCCGGCAAGAGCUUCAAGGAGCCUGGCCCGAACAUGGUGUUUGGAUCCAACGCGCAGGUUGCGAUUGAGAAGUUUGCGCGCUACUUUGACGUCGAGGAGAGGCUGGUUCCCAUCAGCGAAAAGUCGCGCUACUGCCUCGACAUCCACAAGGCCAUGGACAUGGUCGACGAGAACACCAUCUGCGUCGUCGUGAUCCUUGGCUCGACCUACACGGGCCACUACGAGGACGUCGAGGGCAUGUCGAAGCUGCUCGACGAGUACGAGAAGAAGACAGGCAUCGACAUCCCCAUCCACGUCGACGGCGCGUCGGGCGCCAUGGUGGCCCCCUUUGCCACGCCCAACCUCAAGUGGAGCUUUGAGCUGCCGCGCGUCAAGAGCAUCAACACGAGCGGCCACAAGUUCGGCAUGGUCUACCCCGGCCUUGGAUGGAUCCUCUUCCGUUCCGAGGAAAUGGUGCCCAAGGAGCUCAUCUUUGAGCUGCACUACCUCGGCUCUGUCGAGUACAGCUUCGGUCUCAACUUCUCGAGGCCCGCCCAUCCCGUCAUCGGCCAGCUGUUCAACUUCAUCAACCUGGGCUUCGAGGGCUACCGACGCGUGAUGCAGGGCGACCUGCAGAAUGCGCGCCUGCUGGCGCGAGCGCUCGACAUGUCGGGCAUGUACGAGGUGCUGAGCGACAUCCACCACCCCAUCGAGGGGGGCGACCCGGACGAGUCCAAGGCGGAGCACUACACGCCCGGCCUGCCCGUCGUGUCAUUCCGCUGGAGCAAGGCGUACCGCGAGCGCAACCCCAACCUCGAGCAGAGGUGGGUGCAGACGCUGCUGCGCGCCAAGGGCUGGAUCGUGCCCAACUACGGCCUGUCGCCCGACCUGGAGCAGAUCGACAUCCUGCGCGUCGUGGUGCGCGAGAACCUCAGCGAGACCAUGGUCGAGCAGCUCCUCGUCGACAUCCUCUCAAUCACCGAGGGCCUCGAGCAGGACCACAGCCUCGCCAAGCUCGCCAGCCACGGCGCCGCGUCGAGCGGCAACCACACGUCCAAGGCCGACCUCGACAAGCUUGACCCCACCGAGCACCACCCGCAGGAAAAGGGAAAGAGCGCCGGCCACCACAACGUCGCACACGACAAGCACCACGGCUCCCUCGCCAAGGGAAGCGGCGUAAAGGCCCGCGGAUACGCCAAGCAGUGCUGA